Molecule: messenger RNA, 1164 nt
Organism: Phytophthora sojae
Lineage: Eukaryota; Oomycota; Peronosporomycetes; Peronosporales; Peronosporaceae
Exons: 1
Coding region: 1-984 (327 amino acids)
Biological process (GO): cytoplasmic translational initiation
Cellular component (GO): cytoplasm; eukaryotic translation initiation factor 3 complex, eIF3m
Molecular function (GO): protein binding; RNA binding; translation initiation factor activity
Source: RefSeq, a predicted model, not a curated record
AUGCGCCCGAUCCUGCUCAAGGGCCACUCCCGGUCGCUGACCAUGAUCAAGUACAACCGCGAGGGCGACCUGCUCUUCUCGUGCGCCAAGGACCACACGCCCAACCUCUGGUACAGCGACACGGGCGAGCGCAUCGGCACGUACGUGGGCCACUCGGGCGCCGUGUGGGCCUGCGACGUGAGCUACCACUCGGAGCGCCUGCUGACGGCCGCGGCCGACGCGUCGGUCAAGCUCUGGGACGUGCAGACGGGCGAGGAGCUCUUCUCGUUCCAGCACACGGGCCCGGCCCGCAGCGUCAACUUCGCCACGGGCGACAAGAAGUUCGUGUCGGUGGCCGACAAGUUCUCGGACCGGCCCGCGGCCGUGUUCGUGUACGAGCUGGCGGCCGACCUGGCCCAGCAGAGCGCCGAGCCCGUGCUGACCAUCGCCAACCACGGCCACGAGGGCCGCAUCACGGGCGCCUACUGGACGCCGCUCAACGAGGCCAUCAUGACCACGGGCGGCGACGGCUGCAUCAAGCUCUUCGACCCGCAGACGGGCGAGCUGCUGGAGAGCCACGACAUCCACACGGGCGAGAUCACGAACGUGGCGUUCAACAAGACCAAGACGCUGGCCAUCACGUCGUCCAAGGACAACACGGCCAAGCUGCUGGACGUCGAGACCAUGAAGGUGCUCAAGGUGUACGAGACGGACCGCCCCGUCAACUCGGCCGCCAUAUCCCCCAUCAAGGAGCACGUCGUGCUGGGCGGUGGCCAGGAGGCCAUGAGCGUCACCACCACGUCGGGCCGCGUCGGCAAGUUCGAGGCCCGCUUCUUCCACAUGGUCUUCCAGGAGGAGUUCGGCCGCGUCAAGGGCCACUUCGGCCCCAUCAACACCAUCGCCUUCCACCCCAACGGCAAGAGCUACGCGUCCGGCGCCGAGGACGGUUAUGUGCGACUCCACCACUUCGACAACGACUACCUCAAGCUCGAUGCUAAGAAGUAAGAGGCCGGCUAGUGGACGAGUGCGGCGAGAAUGAAGCAGGCAGACAGACAGCAGUACAGGUGGACGACAUCGCGGACAGGUUGGACAAGAGUGUUUUUUGGGCUUUUAACGCCUUAGCUUCGGACGAGGUCAAGGCAGAUUUGUGUUGUCGGGCUGCUCGCUGGCUUGCCCGAGUCGUCG